UGGCAUCCUACGCAGAGCAAGGAAAGAAGAGAGUUUGUUACCUGAGUGCAUACAUCGUUUUAGCCUACGCUGUCUUGGAAGCACCUUAUUGUGGCUGUUCUCGGUCAUUUUGGGCGUCGUCUUUCUCACCUGUGUGCAGCAGGUAUCAUUUGUCUUUUUUGUUUCUUUUCUUCUUCUUUUUUGGAGGAGACAGAGGUGUUAUCUACAGCAGCACACUGUGGAUGAAGACUCACUCCUCGGUUUUUUUCAUGGAAAGAAGACUCUAUAAUGGGUGCCUAGCAUGGCUGUGGCUCCUGAACCGACGACCCAGGGACCGGUAUGGCUUUUAGCCGCAUCAGUAAACUGGACCCCCCGUCCCGAGGCAUCUUCAGGAAAGCGGCGGUCAUGCUGUGCUCCCUCCUCACCUCUCUCUUCCUUCUGCACUGCCUCGCCGACCGCAGCAGCACCACCUCGCCCUCACCGGUCAAAGCGUCCUCCAGCCGGGCUACGGGGCUCUUCGAGGACUUAAGGUCGCUGAGGACUAAAAGACUUGCGUACGAAUGGACCGCCGGGUCGGAGCUGAUGGGCUACGGGGCCGCCAGGCGCUCCUCGCGGGUCCUCUCGGAUGAGCGCGCGAGGCAGAUUUUGGAGCUGCCCGAGGAGUCUUUCAUCUUGCCGCCUCCGGAUAUAGUUGCUUCCAGGAAAGUGUCGCCGAGGUUCGCAGGUAAACUCAGUCCGCUCGGGGAGGGGAGAAAGAAGCUGCCCCAGGCUCUCAUCAUCGGGGUGAAGAAAGGAGGGACCCGGGCUUUGCUGGAGUUUCUCCGGGUUCAUCCAGACAUCAGAGCCGUGGGCGCGGAGCCGCACUUCUUCGACCGCAACUAUGAGAACGGACUGGAGUGGUACAGGGAGCUGAUGCCUAAGACCCUGGAGGGCCAGAUCACCAUGGAGAAAACCCCCAGCUACUUUGUGACCAGAGAGGCUCCAGCCAGAAUAUCCGCCAUGUCCCGGGACACCAAGGUGAUCGUGGUGGUGAGGGACCCCGUCACCAGGGCUAUCUCGGACUACACACAGACACUGUCCAAGAAGCCUGACAUCCCCUCUUUCGAGAGCCUCACCUUCAAAAACAGGACUACGGGGCUCAUCGACACCUCGUGGAGCGCCAUCCAGAUCGGCAUCUACGCCAAGCACCUGGACAACUGGCUGCAGUACUUCCCCAUGAAGCAGAUCCUGUUUGUGAGCGGCGAGCGGCUGAUCAGCGACCCGGCCGGAGAGCUGGGCCGCGUGCAGGACUUCCUGGGGCUCAAGAGGAUCAUCACAGACAAACACUUUUACUUCAACCAGACCAAGGGUUUCCCGUGCCUCAAGAAGGCAGAGGGCAGCAGCAAGCCCCACUGCCUGGGCAAAACCAAAGGGCGGACCCAUCCCAACAUUGACCCUGAGGUGGUGCAGAGGCUACGGGACUUCUACAGGCCCUUCAACAUGAAGUUCUACCAGAUGACUGGGCGUUUUUUUGGCUGGGAUGACUGAAUGUGUUUUUCUCUGAGAGAGAAAUACGGCAACGGAGUAUUAGGCUCACUCUACCGGGGUGAUUAGGUCGUAAUAUUUCAGGAACGGUCGUAAUGUUACAGAAACAAGUCUAACAUUACGAAAAAUAUACAAUUUUAAACAAACCGAGUCCUGAAAUGAAUGAAAAAUAAGUAGAACAUUUUGUGAAUAACCCAAUAAUCUGUUGAACUAACAAGGUUUUUGCAAGCAAAUACCUUUUAUAGUAUUUAUGGAGAGUCAGGCAAUGCUAAAACAUGCACAUUUAGUCUAAUCUAAUUAUGACAUUUUGGUUGGUAUACUCUCGAAAACAUGACUUCUCUGAAUAAAAGUUCUAACUUCAUUUUUUUUCUCAUAAAUAUACGACUUCAUAUAUUGUGACUUUUUUGGAAUCACAGUGAGAUUUCAUUCUGUUAAAAGUAUGACUUUUCUCUUAAUAUAUAAAUAUAUAUAACAAAUAAAUAUAAUUGGGAAUAUAACAACCAAAAUGGUACAGGACAAGUCUUUUUUUUGCCAAAAUACAUUGACUCAAAAUAUUGUGUUUUUUUUCCUGAAAUAUUAUAGCUUUUUUACUGAAAAUAUUAUGAAUUUUUUUUUUUUUCAAAACAGUGUUCCCUGUACUCCGUCCUCAGCACUAACCUUGAUCAAUAUGUGGCUGUUCCAGGAGAGAAAGAGGCCCAAUCUCCUCUCAGUGGGCACCCCAGAUAUGCAAUAUUUCACUGUUACAUAUUCCAUCUUAAUCCACAAUCAUACAGAUAUUUUCUUUCUGAAAACACAUUGAGUCGUUGGAAGGAUUUGCGUCAUAUCUCCUUGAACUAUCUGAAUUUUUUUUUUUUCCAGUGUGAAGUCGUUGGCUGUGACACAGAAAUAAUGUACAGUAUGCAGUGCUUCUUUAAGAAGAUGGGUGAAAUCACAUUGUGUCCAGGGGCUUUCAAUAAAAGCAGUUACCGAGUGA
Messenger RNA from Perca fluviatilis (European perch), 2476 nucleotides. Its product is annotated as heparan sulfate glucosamine 3-O-sulfotransferase 3A1-like. Bases 319 to 1506 code for a protein of 395 amino acids. The transcript is spliced from 2 exons. Lineage: Eukaryota; Metazoa; Chordata; Actinopteri; Perciformes; Percidae. Gene Ontology annotation, molecular function: [heparan sulfate]-glucosamine 3-sulfotransferase activity. The record is from RefSeq and is a predicted model, not a curated record.